UUUUCAAUCACCUAAACGAACUAUGGGAAACGUUGACACGAAUUAUUCAGUUAACUUGUUUUAACAGAUUAAAAAUCUUUUAUCAUCUAACCGUAAUCAUAAUAUAUAUACAAUGACAUCAUAUGGAGCUUCAUAUUUAAAAUAUUCAACUGAUUUUACAACCGGUUCACAUCCUGUUAAUUUCAGUUCUGUAACUCCAUUAACAGCCAUUUAUACUUUGACAUUAAUAAUAUUGGCUUUUGGUUCUUUGUCUUUGGCAUUUAUAGGUAAAAGUAAGUCACCAAUUACAUUCAUAUUCUAUGCAUUGAUUGCUUCUUUAUCAAUUGGGUACGGUUCAAUUAGUGUAUCUAACUAUGUUGGUGUUUACAUCUAAUCAGAGAAAUAUAAAAGAUGCAGAAACAAACAAAGAUAAUGGCGAAGUGAUAUCUAGAUUAAUUAUGGGUAUAUUGAAACCCGCUUUAUAUAAAUAAUAAUUAGAACCAAUUGAGGUUUUAAUAGUGUACAUUAGGAAUUUCUGAUUAUUAUACAAGAAGGAAUCAGAAUCUGAAUCAGAAUCAGAACUAUCAACCUGGGAAUAGACCCAACUAAAUAUGCAUUCUAUUUUAUAGUUUCUUUAAACAGAAUAAAAAUGGCAUCUUUCAAUUAUAUUUUCAUAAUCUUCGAUUUAAUAAAAAUAUUCUUCUACUCUCUUAUUAAUUGUAAAGUUCGAGUUCGGAAAUUAGGUUGAAAAAUUUCACCACCGAAAAAAGUUGCUACGUAUAUUGUUUACUAAUCUUUUUGAUCU
Scheffersomyces amazonensis is the source of this 784-nucleotide messenger RNA. RefSeq lists its product as uncharacterized. The transcript has a single exon. Gene Ontology annotation, biological process: protein N-linked glycosylation. The record is from RefSeq and is a predicted model, not a curated record. Bases 113 to 373 code for a protein of 86 amino acids. Lineage: Eukaryota; Fungi; Ascomycota; Pichiomycetes; Serinales; Debaryomycetaceae.